Molecule: messenger RNA, 9083 nt
Organism: Bufo gargarizans (Asiatic toad)
Lineage: Eukaryota; Metazoa; Chordata; Amphibia; Anura; Bufonidae
Gene: FASN
Product: fatty acid synthase
Exons: 43
Coding region: 178-7650 (2490 amino acids)
Biological process (GO): fatty acid biosynthetic process
Cellular component (GO): cytoplasm
Molecular function (GO): phosphopantetheine binding; 3-oxoacyl-[acyl-carrier-protein] synthase activity; oxidoreductase activity
Source: RefSeq, a predicted model, not a curated record
GCCGGCAGAGGAUGUCUGUCAUUUAAAGAGUGAGGCUGAGAGCUCCGAGACAUCCCAGAGACUGCACCGGCAGGGAGGGGGCACUGGAGAGACCUCAGCAGGGAGGAGACAUCUGCUGCUGCAUCACCUGCUCAGCCAUUGCAAGGAGAGACAGCCUCACAGGCAGAGAGAAUAAAUAUGGAGGACAUUGUGAUAGCUGGAAUAGCGGGUCGGCUCCCGGAAUCAGACAAUCUGCAGGAAUUCUGGGAAAACCUUAUAGGAGGAGUGGAUAUGGUGACAGAUGAUGACAGAAGGUGGAAGCCAGGUCUAUAUGGAUUACCAACCAGAAAUGGAAAACUCAAAGAAAUCAACAAAUUUGAUGCAUCAUUUUUCGGAGUUCACCCCAAGCAGGCUCAAACCAUGGACCCACAGUUACGUUUACUUUUGGAAGUUGCCUAUGAAGCCAUCGUAGAUGGAGGUAUUAACCCCUCAGAUCUACGCGGCACAAACACAGGUGUCUGGGUAGGUGUUAGUGGGUCAGAAGCCGCAGAGGCCUUAAGUCGAGAUCCAGAAGAAUUGCUUGGAUACAGCAUGACUGGAUGCCAACGUGCCAUGUUUGCCAACCGUAUAUCAUACUUCUUUGACUUUAAAGGGCCCAGUGUGGCUAUAGACACCGCGUGCUCUUCCAGCUUAUUGGCCUUAGAAAACGCAUACAAGGCAAUCUACCAUGGACAGUGCGACUCUGCAAUCAUAGGGGGAGUCAAUUUGCUGCUCAAACCCAACACAUCAGUACAGUUCAUGAAACUGGGCAUGCUGAGCCCGGAUGGAGCAUGCAAGUCGUUUGAUGCCUCAGGAAAUGGAUAUUGUCGCUCUGAAGCAGCUUGCGCUGUCCUGGUCACUAAGAAGUCUCUGGCCAAGCGAGUGUAUGCGACCAUUGUGAAUGCUGGGAGUAAUACUGAUGGCUAUAAAGAGCAAGGAGUGACCUUCCCAUCCGGUGAAGUGCAGCGGCAGUUGCUAAACGCUUUGUACCAGGAAUCUGGAAUCCAGGCCAAUGAGGUGGAAUACGUGGAGGCCCAUGGUACAGGCACUAAGGUUGGGGAUCCCCAAGAAGUGAAUGGGAUUGUGAGCGUUUUCUUCAAGUCAGAAAGAGAACCAUUGUUACUUGGAUCCACCAAGUCAAAUAUGGGCCACCCGGAACCUGCCUCGGGUCUUGCUGCAUUGUGUAAGGUCAUUCUGUCUCUUGAACAUGGCAUUUGGGCCCCAAAUCUCCAUUACAAGAAUCCAAACCAAGAUAUUCCUGCUUUGCAAGAUGGAAGAAUCCAAGUAGUGACUGAACCCAUCCCAGUAAAAGGUGGUAUGGUUGGCAUCAAUUCCUUUGGAUUUGGUGGCUCCAAUGUCCAUGUGAUCUUGAGACCAAACCCGAAGAGAUUAUCCUCUAGUGGGGGCUCCCUUCCUCUUCCUCGCCUGGUUCAGAUAUGCGGACGGACACAUGAGGCUGUUGAGGCUCUAAUAGAGAAAAGUCAAAAACUUGCCUCAGAUGCCACGAUUGUGAGCCUGCUGAACAACAUCUCUGGAAUGCCCUCUACAGCCAUGCCAUACCGUGGAUACACACUUGUGGGAACGGAAAGUGAUGUGAAGGAAAUUCAACAGACGCAAGCAUCUGGUAGACCUCUGUGGUACAUUUGUUCAGGAAUGGGUACACAGUGGAAAGGAAUGGGUCACAGCCUCAUGAACCUGGAUAUAUUCCGGGAGUCCAUUUUCCGAUCUGAUGAAGCUCUAAAAGGAACCGGAUUGAAAGUGUCAGAACUUCUUCUCCACGCCGAUGACAGCACCUUUGAGGACACUGUCCAUGCAUUUGUUGGACUGGCUGCCAUUCAGAUUGCUCAGAUUGACAUGCUCAAAGCAAUGAAACUGGCACCUGAUGGCAUUGUUGGGCACUCAGUUGGAGAGUUAGCUUGUGGAUAUGCAGAUGAUUCACUUAGCCACACAGAAGCCAUACUCGCUGCUUACUGGAGGGGACGGUGCAUCAAAGAGGCAAAACUCCCACCAGGUGGAAUGGCUGCAGUAGGGCUGACUUGGGAGGAAUGUAAAGUUCAGUGUCCGGAGGGAGUGGUGCCGGCCUGCCAUAACUCUGAGGAUACAGUCACCAUAUCUGGCCCACAGGAUUCGGUGCGAGGCUUUGUUGCAAAACUCAAGAAAGAAGGGGUUUUCGCCAAAGAAGUGCAGAGUGCAGGAGUGGCCUUUCACUCCUAUUACAUGGCGUCUAUUGCUCCAUCGCUUCUCAGUGCCCUGAAGAAAGUCAUUACGGUUCCUAAGAGGCGCUCUCAUCGCUGGAUCAGCACGUCCCUACCAGAGGCCCAGUGGCAAAGCGAGCUCGCUCAGUUCUCAUCAGCGGAAUACCAUGUCAAUAAUUUAGUCAGUCCAGUCCUCUUCCAGGAAGGCUUGCAGAGCAUCCCAGAAAACGCUGUGGUGGUGGAGAUCGCCCCUCAUGCCCUCCUCCAGGCAAUCUUGAGGAGAAGUUUGAAGCCAACCAACACAAUCCUCCCACUAAUGAAAAAAGGACAUAGCAACAAUCUGGAAUUUUUCCUUACAAACAUUGGAAAAGCCUAUUUAAAUGGAAUCAAUGGUCAGUGUGAUAACAUCUACCCCCCGGUUGAGUAUCCUGUUCCCGCUGGGACACCCCUCAUCUCCCCCCUCAUUCAAUGGGAUCAUAGCCAGACGUGGGAUGUUCCCAAACCUGAAGACUUCCCUGCUGGUUCAGGCGGGUCUACGUCAUCUACAGUCUAUAACAUAGAUAUGAGCCCAGAUUCCCCAGAUCUUUUCAUGGUCGGACAUUGUAUUGACGGUCGGGUCCUGUACCCUGCUACGGGCUAUUUGGUUUUGGCGUGGAGAACAUUAGCCAGAUCCUUGGGAGUUGUCAUGGAGCAGACACCUGUCAUAUUUGAAGAUAUUACAAUUCACCGAGCAACAAUCCUCCCCAAAACAGGAGUCGUCCAACUGGAGGUUCGUCUAAUGCCAGCAUCUAAACGGUUUGAAGUCUCUGAAAAUGGCAGUCUGACAGUUAGCGGGAAAAUUUCCAUCAUGGAAGACAACGUUUUAAGUGAUUUCCAGAAACAACUGGCAGAUACCGUGAUUGAUAGCAAAGAGACAGAGGAUUUCUUGUUGUCAGACAAGGAUGCAUACAAAGAGUUACGGCUGCGAGGAUACGACUACGGGCCGACCUUCCAAGGCAUUAUUGAAGCCAAUAGCAAAGGUGACAAGGGGAAGUUGCUGUGGACUGAGAACUGGGUGACCUACCUGGACACUAUGCUGCAGAUGCUGAUUUUAGGGAUAAAUGGCCGCAGCCUCCGCUUACCCACAAGGAUCCAGUCGGUUUACAUUGACCCCGCAACCCAUGAGGAAUCGGUGUGUUUGUGUUCAGAUGACAAAAAAGCUAUUCCUAUUGGUGUGAACAAAUGCCUAGAAAAAAUUACAUCUGGAGGGGUACAGAUAUCUGGCCUCCAUGCCACUAUUGCUCCACGGCGCCAGCAGCAGCAAACCCCACCUACCCUGGAGAGAUUUGUCUUCACCCCUUACUUUGAAGAUGACUGUCUACGAGGUGUCAAUGACCUACAUUCUCUUCUACAACAAUGCACAGAUAAGAUCUGUGAACUACAGUCAAAAGUGGCCCAGCACAGAUUACAACUACACAUUCCUGGAAUCAAAACUGCAGAAAGAGCUCAAAAGAAUAUAAAAAUGAGCACGUUGCCCGACCAUGGCUUCCUACAUGUCCUCACAGAGAUCUGCAACCUUGAGCUAAAUGGAAACUUGCACUCUGAACUGGAGGAAACUUUAACCCAGAAGAACAGUCAGCUCCAAGAUGAUCCGCUUUUGAACGGUCUGCUCACUUCACCUCAUCUGAAAACGUGCCUGGAUAUAGUUCUGGAGAACAGCAAUCCCCAAAGAAUGAAGAUUAUUGAAGCACUAACGGGAAAUGAGAAUCUGUCUUCUUAUGUCCUGAGUCUGCUGAACACUCAGCCCAUGCUGCAGAUAGACUACAUCGCCACUGACCGGACUCUGGAAAUCCUCUCUACAAUGGAGGGCAAUCUAAAAGAAGCUGGAGUUUCCAUAGAGCAGUGGGACCCGUAUACUGCUCCUGCUAAUAAUGUAACCGGCGCUGACCUACUGGUGUGUAAUAGCUCGGCACAUCUGCUACAGGAUCCGAGACAAGUUAUCCCCAAUAUGGCAGCCACUGUGAAGGAUGGAGGAUUCAUUCUGCUUCAUACACUUCUGAGGGGAGAUAUUCUAGGCGAGACCAUUGCCUUUUUGAGGACCCAAAAUCUCCAGCAGAAAGAUGGCCUCCUUACCCAGGCAGAAUGGGAGGAGUUGUUUGACAGUGCCCACAUGGACGUGGUUGCCAUGAAAAAGUCCUUCUACAACUCAGUCAUUUUCUUAUGUCGUCGACGUACCCAAGAGAAGAAACAUGCUGUCCUUUCAAUUGAAAGCAUGGACUGUGCAUGGGUGGAAUCCCUGAAGGAAGCCAUGGCAGAGUCAUCAGACCAUCAUAUAUGGCUAACAGUCUUGAAUCAACCAAACUCUGGUAUUGUUGGAAUGGUAAACUGCCUGCGCCAGGAGCCAGGCGGGAACAGAAUAAGAUGCAUCUUUAACUCUGACGUGAAUGCAUAUGAAGUCUUCAAUAAAGAGGUUCAGCAGCAGCAGAGCAAGGACCUGGUGAUGAAUGUCUACCAAGAUGGAAGGUGGGGAUCUUUCCGUCACAUCCCCUUUCAGAAAGAACAAGCUCAGGAUGAAACAGCCUAUGCCUUUGUGAAUGUGUUGACUCGAGGAGACCUCUCCACCUUGCGCUGGAUUGCAUCUCCCCUACGCAACUUUCAAACUACCAAUCCCAGCAUGAAACUGUGUAAAGUCUACUAUGCAUCACUCAAUUUCCGUGAUAUCAUGUUGGCAACUGGGAAGCUGCCCCCCGAUGCCAUACCUGGAGACAUAGGCCUACAACACUGCAUGCUGGGAUUUGAGUUUUCAGGACGUGACCCUACAGGAAAAAGAAUCAUGGGAGUCCUUACAGCAAAAGGCCUUGCCACUGUUGUGGACGUUGAUCAGCAAUUCUUGUUUAAUGUACCAGAAGACUGGUCUUUAGCUGACGCUGCCUCAGUUCCUGUGGUCUAUGCUACAGCGUACUAUGCCCUGAUUGUGCGCGGACGGUUGAGGAAGGGUGAGAGCAUCCUAAUCCAUUCUGGAUCAGGUGGUGUUGGCCAAGCUGCAAUAGCCAUUUGUCUUAGCAUGGGUUGCCGUGUCUUCACAACAGUAGGAUCUUCUGAAAAGCAGCAGUAUCUCCAGAGCAGAUUCCCACAGCUUGACGACAGCUGUUUUGCAAAUUCCCGGAACACGUCUUUUGAGCAACAUGUUCUCACUGUUACAGGAGGGAAAGGAGUGGACCUAAUCUUAAACUCACUGGCAGAGGAAAAACUGCUGGCUAGUCUCCGCUGUCUGGCCCACCAUGGACGCUUCUUGGAAAUUGGGAAAUAUGAUAUGUCAAACAAUACUCCAUUAGGAAUGGCUCUUUUCCUGAAGAACGUGUCUUUCCAUGGCAUUCUGCUUGACGCCCUUUUCGAAGAAAGAAACAAGGAUUGGGAGGAAGUGUCUGAUCUACUGAAGUCUGGAAUUAAAAGUGGAGUAGUGAAGCCACUAAAGUGCACCAUCUUCAGUCACGAUGAGGUGGAGCCAGCCUUCAGGUUUAUGGCGCAUGGAAAGCACAUUGGCAAAGUCCUGAUAAAGGUGCGUGAUGAGGAGCCAGGGUCAACUCAUGAAUCUGAAGUUCUUCUUUCUGCUGUUCCUCGAACAUCCUUCCCCUCAACAAAGUCCUACAUCAUAACUGGAGGACUUGGUGGAUUUGGCUUGGAGUUGGCUCAGUGGUUAAUUGAGAGAGGUGCCCGGAACCUCAUUUUAACUUCUCGAUCUGGGAUAAGGAAUGGUUAUCAAGCCAAGCAAGUCCAGAGCUGGAAGCAAGCAGGAAUUACUGUGGUUGUUUCGACCAAAGAUGCCGCUUCUAUAGGGGGAGCUCGUCAAUUAAUAGAUGCUGCAUCAGAGUUAGGACCAGUGGGUGGCAUAUUUAACCUAGCCAUGGUGCUAAAAGACGCCAUGAUUGAAAACCUAUCCCCAAAACUGUUCCAAGAUGUGAACAAACCAAAGUAUGAUGGCACUCUUAAUCUGGACAGAGUCAGCAGAGAGAAGUGUCCAGAGCUGGAUCAUUUUGUGGCAUUCUCGUCAGUGAGCUGUGGGAGAGGAAAUGCCGGCCAAAGUAACUAUGGAUUCGCCAAUUCAACAAUGGAGCGUAUUUGUGAAAAGCGACGUCGGGACCAUCUGCCAGGCUUGGCAGUGCAAUGGGGAGCUAUUGGUGAUGUGGGUGUCAUCCUGGACACUAUGGGCAGUAAUGACAUAGUGAUCGGUGGCACAUUACCUCAGAGGAUCAGUUCUUGUCUGGAGGUUCUUGAUCAGUUCCUAAACCAACCUCAUCCUGUUAUGUCCAGUUUUGUGUUAGCUGAGAAGACAAUCUCUGUGAAAACCAAAGGAGCUGGACAACAAGAUUUGGUGGAAGCUGUAGCUCACAUUUUAGGUGUCCGAGACGUAACCAGGUUGAAUCCUGACACCACUCUGGCUGACUUAGGAUUGGAUUCUCUCAUGGGUGUGGAGGUGCGACAGACGCUGGAACGUGAUUAUGAUAUCGUCAUGGCAAUGAGGGAAGUUAGACAACUGACAAUUAACAAACUUCGUGAGCUCUCUUCCAAGCCUGGACAUAAUGAAGAAUCCAAACCCUCCCAGAAAACCUCUGGGCAACCAGAUCUCAGCUUCCUGGAUCUUAAUAAACUCCUGGUGAAUCCUGAUGCAUCCACAAUCACCAAGCUGAACGAUGUACAAACGAAGGAACAUCAUCUCUUCCUGGUGCACCCCAUUGAGGGAUCUAUUGCAGCAUUCCAGAAUCUGGCUUCAAAACUAAACAUUUUCUGCUAUGGACUCCAAUGUACAAAAGCCGCUCCUUUGGACAGCAUUCAGAAUCUUGCUGCCUACUACAUCCAGUGUAUAAAACAAGUGCAGCCGGAGGGCCCCUACUGCAUCGCCGGCUACUCGUUCGGAGCCUGUGUGGCCUUUGAGAUGUGCUGCCAGCUGCAGGCUCAGCGGGACGGCACACACGCCGCCGACAGCCUGUUCCUAUUUGACGGGUCACAUUCGUAUGUUGCUGCAUACACACAGAGCUAUCGUGCCAAACUAACUCCCGGCAGCGAUGCUGAGGCUGAAACGGAGGCUCUGUGUGCGUUCAUCCAGCAAUUCACUGGAACGGAAUAUAAUAAGCUGCUGGAGACUCUUCUCCCCCAGAAGGACCUGGAGACCCGAGUCAAUGCCGCAGUGGAGCUGAUCACACAGAGUCACAAGUCCAUCAACCACGACGCCCUCCAAUUUGCGGCUUCCUCCUUCUACUACAAGCUGAAGGCUGCGGACCAGUAUGUCCCGGUCAAUAAAUAUCAUGGAAACAUCACCCUGCUGAGGGCAAAGAUCAGAAACGAGUAUGAAGAAGGGCUGGGGGCAGACUACAAAUUAUCCGAGGUAUGUGACGGGAAGGUGUCAGGUUCAUGUCAUAGAAGGAGAUCACCGCACAUUUCUGGAAGCACCUGGUGUUGACUCUAUCAUCAGCAUCAUCCAUAGUUCACUAGCUGAACCCCGCACAAGUGUCCGUGAGGGUUAAAAAAAAGUGCACUAGUGUGUUGCACUGAAGCUGUCAUCUCCUUACCAGGUUUCUAUAGGUUCUGCUAACACAAAGGAGAAAUUUGCUUCAUUUAACACACUGGACUGGGCAUACGGCCCCUUUCACGUCAGCAGAGUACGCCCAUGUGAGCAUGCCCAUGUCAUCCGGUUAGUCCAGUGCCAUAAUGGUACCUCAAGUGACCAGCAACCCUGGAACACUCACUGUUUAUGUCCAUUACACCUUUCUCUGCUCUAUGUGUACCAACGCACAGCAAGAUUUCCCAUUCCUUCUACCUAGAGUAGGGGUAGAGUUCAUUUUGAAGCAUGUUAUUCUUAUCAGUAUUCCAAAGGCAAGACUUUAGCACUUAGAAAACCCUACACACCACUUUUCAAUGACCAGUUCUUCAUCUCUGAGGCAUAGCCUUGCCUGUGAAGAGACAGAGAGGUCUUAUAAUGACUGGGGUCUUCAUGCGGUGGAGCCCUCAUCAAUCUUAUUGUCUUGGUGGUUGUGUAUUUUUGUAAUUUUUUUUAUGUAACGUAAUUUAUUGUAUCUCUUAUCUCUCUUCGGGUCACUCACUCAUUGGAGAUGCAGUCAGCUCCAUCUUUGUGGACACCUUCAGUUGUUGAUCUGCACUUGUAGAACUCUUCAAGACCUUCCAAGAGGGGAUCAAAACGUGCUAAAAACACAAUGCAUAAAUUACUACACAAGAAGCCGUCAUGCCCAGUUUUUGACUUCAGACACAAUACUGUAUGGUAGUGUCCUGAAGACUUGAUUGUGUUGUGACGGCACUUAUACAUUGUGUUUGGACACGUUAACCAUUAUAUGAUGGGCCAACAAUAUUUAAUGCUUGGAAAUAUUGCAGUUCUCUGUGAUGAGAGUUUGCAAACCUGCAUGCAAUGGCCUUUGAGUUAAGACUCAAGCAAAUAUUAGGCAUGGGGUUUAAGCAUCAUCUGGUGGGGGAGUGAUCAUUUCACCUGUUCAUGUAGCCGGUGAAUCUACACUGGAAUUUUCCUUGAAGGAAACGAGAAGUUCUGCUGCACCUAUGACACAGUUGAGGGGUGGACACAGGUUCAAUGUUCUCCCAGAUGAAGGCUCAGAACCUAAAGCUGCAUUAAGGAUUGAUUCCUUGCAGAUCUUCAAGACAUGCUGGUGCUUUCACUGUCAGUAUCAACACCUGAUGAGAUCCUCCUUCUGUUGACCGCAGCAGAACGACUUUUAUGUAGACCUAAAUUUUAAUAACGAGAAAUAAUUGUGAUGGUUUCUUCAAUUUUUUUCAUAUUAUUUUUUCUCUCUCUUGGUAAAUAUUGCUGCUUUAUGGUAGUCUUGUGUAUGUUGCACUCUCAUAUUAUUAAUAAAGCCGGAAAGCGUU